UCCCCACCACUGGGGCCGUGUGCAACCCGCGCAUAGACUACGGUGGAGCACUGCCCUCGCGCAUCAUUCGACCUCCGCGCACAGCAGUCUAGGCAACAACGCCCUGCACUGUACACGCGUUCGGGAGCUCGACUCUCGUAGCGACACGACGAACAGGAUAAGUUAAGCGAGCACAAUGCCUUUCAAACCAGCAGAUAACCCCAAGUGUCCGAAAUGCGGCAAGUCCGUAUACGCGGCGGAAGAGCGCGUCGCCGGUGGCCUCAAGUGGCACAAAAUGUGCUUCAAAUGCGGCCUCUGCCAGAAAUUGUUGGACUCCACAAACUGCUCAGAACACGAAGGUGAACUUUACUGCAAAGUUUGCCAUGCGCGCAAAUUCGGACCAAAAGGAUACGGCUUCGGCGGUGGCGCUGGCUGCCUCUCCAUGGACACCGGAGAUCACCUGAAGGGCGAGAACGCGGAUGGCGUAAGAACCAAUGGAGCUUGCUUAGAAUCACGCGUUAUUGCCAAAGCUCCACCUGGAGAAGGAUGCCCAAGAUGUGGCGGCUAUGUUUAUGCUGCAGAACAGAUGUUGGCUCGCGGAAAGGCUUAUCACAAAAAAUGCUUCAAAUGCAUAACUUGCCACAAGCAACUUGAUUCAAUGAUCCAUUGUGACGGGCCAGAUAACGAGAUAUACUGUCGAGUGUGCUACGGAAAGAAGUUCGGUCCUAAAGGAUACGGCUAUGGCAAAGGAGCCGGUGUUUUACAGAGCGACCCUUACGCUAAUGGCGAUCAUGCACCCAAGACAACGGUGAUUGACACUGCAGCUAUCCAGGCACCACCAGGCAAAGGUUGCCCGCGAUGUGGCGGCGUGGUCUAUGCAGCGGAACAAGUUUUGGCUAAGGGACGAGAAUGGCAUCGCAAAUGUUUCAAGUGUCACGAUUGUAUGAAGACACUAGACUCGAUCAUCGCCUGCGAUGGACCGGACGCAGACGUUUACUGCAAGACCUGCUACGGAAAGCGCUGGGGACCUCAUGGCUAUGGAUUUGCCUGUGGUUCUGGCUUCCUCCAAACUGACGGAUUGUCCGAGGAGGAGAUUUCGGCCAACCGUCCGUACUACAACCCUGAUACUACAUCAAUCAAAGCUCCCAAAGGACAAGGAUGCCCGCGUUGCGGUGGAAUGGUAUUUGCUGCUGAACAACAAUUGGCCAAGGGCACUAUGUGGCACAAAAAAUGCUUCAAUUGUGCAGAAUGCCACCGUCCAUUGGAUUCCAUGCUAGCUUGUGACGGUCCCGACAAAGAAAUCCACUGUCGGUCUUGUUAUGCUAAACUCUUUGGACCUAAAGGAUUUGGCUACGGCCAUGCCCCUACUCUUGUAUCGACUGACGCUGAACCCACCAUUUCCUACACUGAGCAGCUCCCAUUCACUGGACCUAAAGCAGCCAAAGGACAGGGCUGCCCGCGCUGUGGUUUCCCAGUGUAUGCUGCUGAACAGAUGCACUCCAAGAAUGGCACAUGGCACAAACGGUGCUUCUCUUGUGCAGACUGCCACAGAUCUCUUGAUUCGACGAAUUUGAAUGAUGGACCCAAUGGUGAAAUUUACUGCCGCGGAUGCUACGGCCGGAACUUCGGACCUAAGGGUGUAGGUUUCGGUCUGGGCGCAGGCACAUUAACCAUGGCCUAAAUUAACUAUGAAGCUGGACUUUAUAGGACUUAAGUGUGAACGGUAGCAUGAAAGGAAUAUAAUCUGGGUCAUGUGGCUACCUUUUCAUCAUACCAUGUAUUAAACUGGUUUUAAUAAUGGUUGAUAAAACGAUGAGACUAUUUUAAUAAAUAGAUAUAAUUAUGUAUUUUAUUAUAUAAGACCAAAUAUUUUAUGGAAAGAAAAUAUAAAUUAAAGGUUACAUUCCUUUCAUACCUAAUGUACAAACUGAUGAAUGUGUCUGGGCCCUUAGUUUAUAAAUUCGUCAUGAAAUAUUUUAGACUAUAUAAAAUGCAUAGGUAUUUAAGUAUUUAAUAAGUAACUAAGGUUAUUAUAAAUAAUAAUAUACUAUUAUUAAAAAAUAAAAAAAAAAAUAAAAAAAAUU
This is a messenger RNA of Zerene cesonia (dogface butterfly), 2063 nucleotides long. Its product is annotated as muscle LIM protein 1-like. Lineage: Eukaryota; Metazoa; Arthropoda; Insecta; Lepidoptera; Pieridae. Gene Ontology annotation, cellular component: cytoplasm; nucleus; Z disc. Gene Ontology annotation, biological process: muscle tissue development; sarcomere organization. The record is from RefSeq and is a predicted model, not a curated record. Gene Ontology annotation, molecular function: structural constituent of muscle; actinin binding. The transcript is spliced from 11 exons. Bases 176 to 1660 code for a protein of 494 amino acids.